This is a messenger RNA of Oncorhynchus mykiss (rainbow trout), 824 nucleotides long. Its product is annotated as ATP synthase peripheral stalk subunit OSCP, mitochondrial. Lineage: Eukaryota; Metazoa; Chordata; Actinopteri; Salmoniformes; Salmonidae. Gene Ontology annotation, biological process: proton motive force-driven ATP synthesis. The record is from RefSeq and is a predicted model, not a curated record. Gene Ontology annotation, molecular function: proton-transporting ATP synthase activity, rotational mechanism.
CGUUUCCCGUAAUGCUUCUCGUUUCUGAAUUUACAUUACGUACUGUCAUGCGCAGAAGUUUUGACCUACACAGUCGCAGGAGAACAUGGCAGCUUUAGGACUCGGACUGCAGGUGCGUCAGUUCAGCACUUCAGUUCUUCGACAAGCUUUGAUUAGGCCCCCUAUCGACGUGUAUGGGGUCGGAGGCCGCUAUGCCACAGCCCUGUUCUCUGCUGCCAGCAAGCAGAAGAAACUAGAACAAGUAGAGAAGGAGAUGGGCACGUUGUCAUCUCUGAUCAAGGACCCCAAGCUGUCCAGUAUCGUGAUGAACCCCCAUGUCAAGCGCAGCCUCAAGCUGAAGUACUUUGGUGCCGCCAUGACUAAGGCAAAUCUCUCCCCAAUCACAGUUAACCUCAUCACUGUGUUGGCAGAUAAUGGCCGCCUGACCCUGACCGCAGAUGUCAUUGGUGCCUUUGCAAAAAUGAUGAGCGCUCACCGUGGCGAGGUCAUCUGCACUGUCACCACAGCACAUCCCCUUGAUGAGGCUAACCUGGCAGAUCUGAAGGUGGCUCUGAACGGCUUCCUGACAAAGGGAGAGACUCUCAUACUAGAGACCAAGUCUGACACCUCCAUCCUGGGCGGUAUGAUUGUCAGCAUUGGGGAUAAGUAUGUGGACAUGUCCACCAAGACAAAGAUCCACAAAUUGACCAAGAUCAUCAGAGAUAGUUAAGUCUGUCUCGUCCAGCGGGGCAUGGGGAUGUUUCUCUGCCUUCUGCAACCUAUACAGUGCUAUGUCCGCUAAGAUCCUGUCUAGUUGUUCAUAAUAAAAUAUUCUGUAACAUAUA